This is a messenger RNA of Emericellopsis cladophorae, 516 nucleotides long. RefSeq lists its product as uncharacterized. Lineage: Eukaryota; Fungi; Ascomycota; Sordariomycetes; Hypocreales; Bionectriaceae. Bases 1 to 516 code for a protein of 171 amino acids. The record is from RefSeq and is a predicted model, not a curated record. The transcript has a single exon.
AUGGCGAAGUCAAAGUCCCACAACCCCCAAGGCAAGGCACCACAGCGCAAGCCGAAGAAGACGCACUCCAUGUUCACGGAUCUGCACGCCGAUGUGUCAAAACGUCUACAGCUCGAUGGGCUCACUUUCGUCUUCCACCCGCAAGAUGACGACCGCAGCUGCUCCCAAGAGUACGAGACCUUUGUAAUGGGACGUUUCGAGUGUCACAAUGCGCAGUGCAGACAGGAGGGCUGGUCCAGCAAGAAGAUUGCCAUUGUGAUCCGCAUGUACAACACCCAACGAUACAACGCCAGAGUCUACCACCAGCGUUGCCGAUCCUGCAAACAGCUGAGCCGUCCUAUUCUCGAUGUCGAAUCGUACAUUGACCGUGUGACCUACCGUCUCAAGAAGUGGUCUGGGAUUGAGAUGGAAGUUUUGUCCUAUACGGGGAGGACAGGUGAUUUGCCUCAUGCGUCGGCGCUGUGUGAAGGGUGCAAGGCUGGGCGAUGCCAGAAUAGGCGCACAGGGCUUUAUUAG